Molecule: messenger RNA, 462 nt
Organism: Miscanthus lutarioriparius
Lineage: Eukaryota; Viridiplantae; Streptophyta; Magnoliopsida; Poales; Poaceae
Source: the annotation of a GenBank genome assembly
AUGGCGGUGGCCAGAGACGCCGAAGACGAGGAAUUGACCAGAGACGCCGUCAAAGACGAGGAGGUGGUGGAUGGAGACGUCGUUAACGACGUUAACGACGGUGCAGAGGAUGAUGAAGAGAAGGCAGCGUCCCCUUUCCCUUCCCCAUCGGCGGCACCCGGAGCCGCAAGCAGGAGAGGAGGAGGCGCUGAAGCGGGAAGGCAGGAGCGCCGGAUAAAAACAGAUUGGUCUCCAGAAAGGAAGAAGAGCCCCUUGCCAGAUUGGUUAAGAAGGACAUGGGAGUUAGGAAGCAGGAGGAUUCUGUUCACGCUCAAUCUGGAGGAAGAAGCUCCACUGGAGAACAUUGACGUCAUGAAGCUGCACUCAACAGGGCACGGGGUGAAUGGGGAAGAAGCCCCACCGGAGAACAGCAAGGUGAUGAAACUGGGCCUUCUAGGGAGAGGAGAGGUGGUGAAUGGGUGA